Messenger RNA from Nematostella vectensis (starlet sea anemone), 9045 nucleotides. Its product is annotated as protein sidekick-2-like. The transcript has 35 exons. The record is from RefSeq and is a predicted model, not a curated record. Lineage: Eukaryota; Metazoa; Cnidaria; Anthozoa; Actiniaria; Edwardsiidae. The coding region runs from base 496 to 7632 and encodes 2378 amino acids. Gene Ontology annotation, molecular function: protein binding.
GACAUUUCGCGCUCUGUUUCCUUCCUUUGUGAUUAUUAUUAUCAAGUUCUCACAGGAAAAGAGUCGUCCGUUUGAUCGCGAUUUUAACCCGCGAAGGAAAAGCAACAAUUUCCUAAAAGUUGGCAAGAACUUCAGAUAACAUAGCUUGUUAUAACUGGAAAGGAUUUAAGGGAAACGUUGGUUUAAGAUCGCUCGUGUGUUUGUUUGCAGAACCUCGGAUCUUCCUUGGGCCUUAUUGAAAUCCAAAGUCGGGUCGAGCUAAUUUACAUCAAAAGAGAGCACAAACUUCACAACAAAAUAGAACUACAGACAAGAGAUUCAACACUUGUAUUUUGCCUGGUAAAUAAGAUGGUUAGACAACGAGCAGCUAUGGGUUCACUGGGUAGAUAACACAAGUCGCGUACAAUUAUAAACACUACUAGCAGAUGCCGUUGAAUUUCUGUUCCAUUUGGAGCCACAAAUACCGGAGAGAGCUUCUAGACCAAGCUACAAGCUAUGACAGAUAUACUUUGGCUUCUACUGCUUGUUUUGUGCGUAUGUUGUUCUGUUUAUGGAGGUUCUCCACCAGUAUUCAGCUCUUCCACUCCUAGCGACAGCGUAGGUGUCAUCCCAGAAGGCAACGCGGUCACCUUCUAUUGCACAGCAUCCGGGGACUUGCCUAUUCAGUACAGUUGGACAUCCGCUGACCUGCAGAACAACAUACGGGACCUUACGAUGGACUCGCGCUAUACCCAGCACAAUGAUGGUCGCCUGACGAUCAGCAACGUUCAGCACGCCAAAGAUGAUGGGUAUUAUCACUGUGUGGCAAAGAAUAACGAGGGGACUGCCUUAUCUCGGCGGGCGAUAUUCAGAGUAGCAUACCUGACGAUCCCAGCCAGCUCUAGUUCUCCGCCCACCGCGUCCUGUUACAUGUACUCUCACUACAAGUACACACUGGGCAUCACAGACACAUUCCCGCUCUUCCCUAAGACACAAUACACGUGGCGCAAGAGUGGCGCGCUCCUCAGAGAGACUGACGAGGUCAGCUUCUCGUCCCAGGGCAACCUGUACCUCAGCAGGCUCGGCUUUGAUGAUAUCGGCGAGUACGGCUCGGAAGUCACCAAUACUGUCACCGGGACUUCGUACUCGAGACCUAAGCAGAUUCUUUCAGUUCAAUCUUCGAGCUAUUCGAGCGUGAGAUCCUCCAUUCUCCUUGGGCCGUCACACCAAAUAGCGGUCAGCGGGAAAGGACAAGAAGUCACUUUCGAAUGCUUUGUCACGGGGAGCCCGAUGCCUAGUAUCACGUGGUGGAAGGACAGUCUUCAGAUCACCGCGUCCGCUAAGUACGAGUUCGUCCGCGCCUCAGGCGGCUCACUUAACAAGAGACUCAAGGUCAAGGAUAUCUAUCCGUCCGACGCAGGGGUGUACUCAUGCACGGUCUCCAAUCCCAUCAGCAGCGGGGCGGGAACGAGGGCGGGGAAUCUCACGGUGUAUACCGACCCGACCUUAGUAACGGGUCCUAGUGACGUCACUCUCUACCCUGGAAACCAAGCCGUUUUCAGUUGUCGCGCACGUGGCACGCCAACGCCCACUAUCACGUGGUACAAUAACGGUCGGCGCGUGUUCGCAAACAGCCGCGAGAGUGUGAGCAGUAGCGGGGAUUAUACCAUCCUACAGACGAAGGCGGAAGACUCGGGAGUCAUUCAGUGCUUAGCGAGUAACGAUGCCGGGCAUGUCAUGGGCCGAGCAUUGCUGAAAAUCCUUGGUAUUCCCAUAUGGAUUACGUUACCCCCGCGUGACACAAGCGUGACAAUAGGAGAGACCGUGGUAUUCGACUGUCAGACGCGUGGCAACCCCACGCCCACGGUCACAUGGUGGAAGGGGUCAUCGGUGAUAGAUAUUAGUAGUCCAUCCACGCGGUUCCACCAGAAAUCUGAUGGCGCCUUACAGAUCACGGGAACACAACGUGUUGACAACGGAGUGUACACGUGUCUCGCCAGGAACAGCCUAGGCGUGAAGAAUGCGUCCGCAGAACUUAAGGUUCUGGCCCAGACAAACAUCACCACCCCUCUCCCUCCGCGCACAAUCGCCAUAAAGGGCUACUCCAUCACCCUGGCGGUGGGCGUCAACAAGGAUUCCUUGAUUUCUCUGAGGUUCACAUGGACAAAAGACGGGUCAUCGGUCACCGAUCCGCGCAUGCAAAUACUAGCGAAUGGAUCAUUGGCGAUUACCGCUGUCCACGACUCGGACGCAGGCACAUAUAAGUGCGUGGUGUCAUCAGAUGUCGGCAAUGCGUCCACCAGCACCGUGCUUGUUGUACAAGAAAUCCCACUUAGUCCUUCGCGUCCAGUCGUGAGUCAGAUCCAGUCCACCUCCCUCCGCCUUGAAUGGAACCCCCCCGGAUACACGGGCAACAGUCGUAUCAUAUCAUACACUGUCGAGAUGCUGAAGGAGGGGGGGUCAUGGGCCACCAAACUCCAAAACAUCAAUCCAUCGUCCUCACAAGUCGCGGCCGUCAUCACAGAUCUUAGCCCAUUCACGCGGUACAAGUUUCGUGUUCGCGCCGUGAACGAAGUCGGCACAGGGUUACCAAGUGACGCGACGCCGUUUAUCACAACCUUCUCUGCACCCCCGUCCGGCGCUCCCACGUCAGUGAAAGGUCAGCCGUCCGCCGCACAGGCAUUUGUGGUCUCCUGGCAGCCCCCGCCGGCAGAUACCCACAACGGUCUGUUGCUAGGAUACCGCAUCAACUACCGCUUGAACGGCAUCGCGGGUAACACGUUCAACCUGAAGGUGAUAACUGAAGGCGCGGCUACUCAGGGUACUGUGGACGGGCUGCUCCUGUGGACUGAGUACGAGGUUAAGGUGCAGGCCUACAACAACGCGGGCUCAGGGCCCUUCAGCAGCAGUGUCAUCGUAACGACAGGCGAGGGAGUUCCCACCGCGCCUGUGCAAAACCUGAAGAUCAUCGCGAUCAAGGCUACGACAGUUGACAUGGAAUGGGAACCGCCGCCACAACAACAGUGGAACGGCCGACUCAAGGGCUUUAAGCUGUUAGCCUGGCAGCCACACGACCCCAGCACCAUCACCCGAACAGUGAUGAGCCAUGAUAGCAGUAGAGCGACCCAGCGAGGGACUCUAGUGAACCUUCGCAAGUACACCCAGUACCAAGUGGUGGUGGUAGCCUUCAACAGCGCGGGCGACAGUCCUAGGAGCGAACAGAAGCUUAUACGGACCGAGGAGGGAGGAAACAUUCAUCCAAAUGCAGUGCCCACCGCAGUGUCCUCGUUCAGCGUGUCUGAUGUCUACUCGGAUGGGUUCACUGUCAACUGGAACCCGCCAGUAGAGAUCAACGGCAACCUCGUGUCCUACCUCGUCAAGCACUGGCGGAACACUAGUAACCCUGUGGUGUCUGAGCAGUACACGGCCAACUACUCCGUAGACGUCACGGUGACCGGGCUCAACCCAAACACGUGGUAUACCGUCACUGUCGCGGCGAAGACUGGGGCGGGACUAGGGCCGGAGAAAAAGCUAUAUGUUCAGACGGUGGACUCACCUGUCCUUCCUGGUGCUCCCGGCAAGCCUCAGUACAUGAGAGUCAAUGCCUUCACGGUAGAGCUACGGUGGGCUCUCGGCUUUUCCGGACGUGCGCCGAUCGAACAAUACACCAUUCAGUAUAAUAACGACUCUUAUUUCGACCCCUUGGUCGCGAACUGGCGGACGCAGUACGUGGUGAUGGACGCGCACAAGCGGUCGCGGCUCUUUCCCUUGGUUGUGCCGCACCUCAGGGCGUACACUGUGUACCGCUUUCGCGUUGUCGCGGCUAACAGGGUUGGGAGCAGUUCGCCCAGCAACAUAUCAGACGAUGCAAGAACGCUUGAAGCAGCUCCUUCGCUGCCUCCUAGCAACCUGCGUGUAAUCAAGGGAAAUGUCAAGGGAGAGAUUCAAGUGCGAUGGAAUAUUCCUCCUGAAGAUACGUGGAACAGUCUGUUCAUUGGAUACAUCCUUUCCCUUGAGCCUGAGAACUCUCCCCAGCACACCUCUACCCUCAAUAUCCCUAACGCUCGCGUAGACCACUACACAGUGACCGGACUGAUGCGAUACACCCGCUACACCAUCUCCAUCAAGGCGUACAACCUUAACGGCAAAGGCACAAGUAACGUCACGAAACUCGUCUACUUUGUCACCGAUCAGGAUGCUCCUGAUCAGCCACCAUCCAGUGUGCGCGCACAGGCUCAAGGCUCCACCCAGAUACUCGCGGAGUGGGGCCCUAUACCUGAAGUGGGACGGAAUGGGGAGAUCCUCGGCUACCAGAUUUUCUAUCGAGUGAGAGGUCAAGCCAUAGAGAAGAUGAAGCAGGUUGAGGGAUCUUCCACCUAUUCCGCCACCAUAGACGGCCUAGAGAGCUUCGUGGUCUAUGAAGUCCAAGUUCUCGGCUACACGCGAUAUGGACUGGGACCGAGAAGUAGCACAGUGCGGACCAUGACCGAGGGGUCUGUCCCGGGACCCCCUGCGAGGCUACGCUUCCCGGAAGUGACGUAUUCGUGGGUUAAAUUAAUCUGGGACCCGCCCAUCUAUCCCCAUGGCAACAUCACGGAGUACUGGGUCAAGUACCGGCUUGAGUCUGGGUCUACUCUUCUUGCAAGUGAUGACGGGAUUGCUCCUAAUAAACGCACUAAGGUGUACACAAGCUUGUCUAGUGGUGUGUUUUAUAGAUUCUACGUGUACGCGCGCACGAGUCACGGGUGGGGCCCACCGGCCGAGGAGCUCGUCUAUACAACUGACGUCAGAGUCGCUCCAGACCGACCGUUUAUCUUCCCUAUCCCAACGAGCGCCAUCUCUCACCGAUCAGUCCUCAUCGAGUGGCGAAUCAACGUUUAUCCAAAGAGCCCGAUACGAUACUUUACCUUGCAGUUUGCCAUGGGAGGUGGUGGCUGGCUGGACUACCCUCAGCUGAUCUCCGCUGACCUCCGUAAGAUGACCGUUGAAGGCUUGCUUCCCGGCACCUCCUACCGCUUCCGUAUCAUGGCAACCAAUGACGUCGGCAACAGCCCUUAUAGCUCUUCUUCCCAGGAAAUCUCGACAAUACCUAUAGUUCCCACAGGAGCACCUCGUGAUGUACGCAUAACUGCACCCUCGCCCCAAUCUCUUUUGGUUCAGUGGUCGGCCCCCUUGCCUGAUGAAGUCGGCGGCACGAUGCAAGGUUUCAAGCUGAAGUACCGUAAAGCAAGCGACAGUAACUACCUCCAGAUCAGCCUGGGCGCAUCCCAGAGAUCCUACACUAUCACCGGCCUCGAGGUCUUUACUAAAUACCACGUCACUAUGGCCGUGGUUAACGAGAAGGGAGAAGGCGUAUACACACCAGAUAUACCGGCCACUACAGGCGAGAUGGCUCCCAGUACCGCUCCUAGUGACGUCACAUUCGGCUUAGUCACGAUGACGUCAGUGUUCGUGCAAUGGAAAGCUCCACCCAACGACUCCAUCCGCGGUCUGCUACAAGGCUACAAGGUGUAUUACAAGGAAGAGAAGGCCAGACGGCGCAGGCGCGCUGCAUAUGACGACAGCCACUGUCAGAGGCAGCCUGGGCCCCAGUACACGGACGUUGAUCACAUGGUCACCAGUGCAAAUGUAACAAAUCUUCGCAAGUUCGUGGAGUAUGGGUUUUGGGUGACGGCAUACAACUCCAAAGGCGAGAGCCCGCAGACGUCAGUUAUGUACAAGAGAACAAAAGCGGACCUCCCUGGACCCGUCCAUAAUUUCCGCACGGAAGCGGUGUACAACACGCGGGUGGACCUGAGAUGGGACUUUCCUUGCGAGGCCAACGGUGACAUCCAGCACUUCGAGAUAGAAUACGGGAAACUUUCCCAGUCCACGCUAAGGCGUAUACAGGUCCCGCCCACCCCUACCUCUUACGUCAUCGAGGGACUUGAGAUGAUGGUGGCAUACUCAUUCUACAUAAGGCCCAAGAACCAGCUCGGAUACGGACCUCAGUCAUAUGUGCCAACAAGGACCAAGGGGCCCGCAGUGCUCCCUGGGAAGCCUAUAGGGAAACCCAUCGUCUCCGUCAAUGGCGACACCGCGAUGAUCACGUGGCAAAACGGCGACAGCGGCAACGUGCCUUUCACGAAAUUCGAGAUUCAGGCGAAGACGGGAAAUGGUGCUUUCCAGACGCGCUGGAACUUCAACCCCGCCGACGCGAGCAAGAAUAAGACCUACGUCACGUGUACAGUCGGCAACCUGGAGCUGUACACGUCUUAUCAGUUUAGAAUCAUCGCCUGGAACCGCGUGGGCAAGUCGCCACCUUCUGAGCCAUCAGACGUCGUCACCACAGGUGGAGCCACAGGUACAGGUCAGCGCGCCCUGUAUCAGCGCUCCUGGUUUAUCGCUCUUGUCUCGGUUUUUGCUGUCAUUCUUGUGCUCGUCAUCAUUGGCUUCAUUUUCAUCCAGAGACGAAGACGAAAAGAGAGCCAGCACGUGGAGCGGCUCAGCACGGCGGGCAGCACUAGCACGCGUACAACCGCUGACACAUCUAUACGCAGUGGCAUUCUACCGGGCGUACAAAUAACCUACCGUGACCCCAACGAAGAGGCGGAAGUGAGCAGUAUAAGCGACAAGGAAGACGUCACAGACGACGCAUUGUCCGACGCCGACUACCCGACCAAGGACGAAAAACCGGACGCUUCAUUCGUCGGACAUUACAUUAAUGAUCCAAGUCAUCGCUCAUGGCGCCACUCACUCGGGCGCCAGGCCUCUCAUCCGGGAGAUAUCGAAGAGGGUAUGGAUAUCAUGGACACGGGAAGACCGAGAUUUAAAUCCUUCAGUGCAGACGAUCAAGGAAUUCCUCUCCCUCCUCCCCCGUAUGACAGCGGAAAUGACGCAAUGACUUCUAAUGAAAGCCUCAAUCGCAUGCGUGCACAACUUCCGCCUGAGGCUGUGACGUCAUUUAUGUCACCUGAAUACGAGGCCAAGAGUCGGUCACGUGAUUUGAUCAAGCAUUCGCCGCAGGGGAGUAGAGAGAGUCUGGACACUGGGAGGAGGAGUCCGUCGAAAGGAAACAAAAAGCGGGCAUCACCACACGGCAGCCGCGAUCUAUUGGACGAUCAACGCACCAAGAAACACAGCGGCUACACGUAUGGAACUAUGCCCGCGCGGCCGAGCAAAAACCCACGUGGGGACCCCCGUAAUUCCAGCUUUAGACGCGCUCUUGUAGGGGGCGGACAGGGGAAACCAUUUUCUCGAGAUUCCGAGGAAUCAGAUCGAUCUUCUUCAAGUAACGAGAACCCUGAUGUUCGGUACCCGGGCAGCUUGUCCACAUUCCCACGUGUCCAGCCCAAUCAGGAGCCCAAUAAACGGCGUAAAAAACCGCCUCAUUUAGAAACUAGACUUAGUGCUUCUCGGGCAAAUAGGGACAGGGGUCACAGUUCUUCAUCCGGGUCACCGCCGGUUUCGCCUGCACCUUCUUAUCACAGCACUGAUGCAUACGCGAUGAGAAUGGUGGAACCUAUUUACAAUCAACCUCAAAGGGCUCAUGACCGCAAUGGUCGGCCUGUUUUACCGGACUACCGUACUCUGGUGAUAGAGGAUGGCUUUGGUGCCACUGAACUCUUAGAUAACUCCGAACCUCAAAUAUCCGCCUACCAGUCAUUUGUAUAGCUAGGUUGAUACUAUUUUAUAUAGAUGGAUAAUAGAUAUAUAAUAAUAGAAUAAUAAUUAUAUUAGAAUAUUUUUUAUAUGUAAGAUAGCACCUUUUGAUACAGAUCGUGCAGAUACGCAACCUCGAGAAUCCUUACUCAGUUUAGAUAGUGGUUUUCAUUAGCCUUUGAAUUAAGUGUCGGAAACACAAGAGAACAGACAAAUUUGAGAUAUUGCUGUAUUGCAAGGGUAAAUGGAAGCCAUAAAUCUCCAUUCAAAUAGUUUUAGUUUGCGUUCAUUUUAGUGAAAAUCAAUUAUUUUUGUACCAAAAGUGAUCUGUAUAUAUUCUUUUCUAUCCGGGAGGAAUGGAGGGAGGGUUAUAAGAAUUGAACGCACUCUAAAUCUAUUGCAAACACUCAUCUCGAGAGCCGCAUGGAUGAUGCAGCCAAAAGCUGAUGAACAUCCGAGGUAAAAGAGCUCGAAAUGCGGUUAUCAAAGUAGAAAAGUCCCAAGAGGACUGUAAACAAACUACAACCUUUUGAAGCCUCACCCUUGGUCUCAAACUACACAGGGAACUGGUAAGCUGCACAUUGCGAUGAAAUAAAUUAUCACCUUUUUACACUUUGUUGUUUACUGAAACAUUAUAAUGUUAAAAAAAACAGCAAGUUUUUAGCUACGUAUGUGCACGAGAUUGUACAUUCUCGGGACACAAUUUGAAUAGAUCUUAAGAAAUUUCUCAUCCUUAGAUUUUCGGGGGCCCUAUCUUCGUCAUGACAUUUGUUCAAGUCUUCAUAAAACUUUUCAUUCAACGACUCAUAUGCUUAAGUAGCCCUUUCUCGUAAGUCUAGAUUUUAUUUGUAAAUAUCUAAAAAAAUUCCUCUUAUUUGUUAUCGUUAUCGUAUACAGUGUGUAUAAGAUAAUGUAUUGUCUGUCUAAGUUGAUGUGCAAUGACUCUUCCGAGCUUUUACUAUCUAGUAAAGUGCAAUGCCUUUUCAGGCUCCACUAAUCAGUAAUGUGCAGUGCUCUCCAAAGUCUACCAACCAAUUUGUUUAUGUUGAGGCUGCUUGUGCAAUGUCUCUGUCAGGUACAUACUAUUACUAGUAUAGUGUGUAAUGCUAUAACGAGAACAUCAGCCUGUCUGUCAGUCUAAGUAUUAGUUUAUGAUUCCAACACAUAUAGUUACUAAAUCGGUUUUUAUAAUUGUUUAUAAAUCAAGAUUGCAAAAAAAUUUCUAAUGUUCUGAAAAACUUUUAUCUCCUUGUCUAAAAGGCCUCUUGAAAGGUUGAUAAGGUGUGCAUGCUGGUGUAGAGAAUAGUAAGAAACAAUAGAAUAUGAGAAGACAGCAAGGGCCAAAGAAUAUAUCCACAUAAAUGUAUAAUAAAUUACAUUAAAUAAUGAAUGGGAUUUUUCAUAAAGCUCUAUAUAAAAAGUUAA